Messenger RNA from Physella acuta, 5459 nucleotides. Its product is annotated as cyclin-dependent kinase 17. Gene Ontology annotation, biological process: protein phosphorylation. NCBI's taxonomy places the organism in Eukaryota, Metazoa, Mollusca, Gastropoda, Physidae. The record is from RefSeq and is a predicted model, not a curated record. Gene Ontology annotation, cellular component: cytoplasm; nucleus. Gene Ontology annotation, molecular function: cyclin-dependent protein serine/threonine kinase activity; ATP binding.
AUACAGCGUCUUGUACACAUAGCCGGGCAUUUACAGCGUCUUGUACACAUAGCCGGGCAUUUACAGCGUCCUGUACACAUAGCCGGGGAUUUACCUCGUCCUGUACACAUAGCCGGGGAUUUACAGCGUCCUGUACACAUAGCCGGGGAUUUACCUCGUCCUGUACACAUAGCCGGGGAUAUACAGCGUCCUGUACACAUAGCCGGGGAUUUACAUCGUCCUGUACACAUAGCCGGGGAUUUACAUCGUCCUGUACACAUAGCCGGGGAUUUACAGCGUCUUGUACACAUAGCCGGGCAUUUACAGCGUCCUGUACACAUAGCCGGGGAUUUACCUCGUCCUGUACACAUAGCCGGGGAUUUACAGCGUCUUGUACACAUAGCCGGGGACUACUUGCACCGUCCUGUACACAUAGCCGGGGAUUUACCUCGUCCUGUACACAUAGCCGGGGAUAUACAUCGUCCUGUACACAUAGCCAAGGACUUACAGUGUCCUGUACACAUAGCCGAGGAUUUACAGCGUCCUGUACACAUAGCCGGGGAUAUACAUCGUCCUGUACACAUAGCCAAGGACUUUCAGUGUCCUGUACACAUAGCUGAGGAUUUACAGCGUCCUGUAUACAUUUGCCGGGGAUUUACAGCGUCAUGUACACAUAGCCGGGGAUUUACAGCGUCAUGUACACAUAGCCGGGCAUUUACAGCGUCCUGUACACAUAGCCGGAGAUUUACAUCGUCCUGUACACAUAGCCGGGAAUUUACAGCGUCCUGUACACAUUUGCCGGGGAUUUACUCUACAGCGUCUUGUACACAUUUGCCGGGGAUAUACAUCGUCCUGUACACAUUUGCCGGGGGUAUACAGCGUCCUUCACACAUUUGCCGGGGAUUUACUAAAGGACAUAUCUCUGUGUGUGCUACAGUACCGCCGAUGAACCCAUGCAUCAACGGUAAAGACAUGCUAGUCAGUGAAGAGUGCUGCCACGGGCAUGUCUUUGUUUUCUCUACGUGAACUUUUUUCCGCUUUACUGUAAACCUGCUCUCUUCGUCAGGCUCCAAAAUAAAUCUGGCAGACUUAGUUUCAAACACGACUCUAUGGCUGUCAAUUACUGACGCAGUAUUUGGGUUGGUGUUUUUUUUUUGCGUGGUGAUUUACUUGUUGGCUGUGUGCAGUGACGUUAUACUUUGUGGUUAUCUAUUUGCUGGUCUUUCGACUUUUUUAUCUCAUGGGUGCUAUGCCAUUGAACAUUUAGUGCAAUUAUUUACAUGAGGAAAAAAGCAUUUUCCACUAUGUUGUAAGUGUGCAAGUAAACCAUGAACAGCUAUUUGUACAAGAUGCUGGACCUGGGCUGUGCCACUGUGUACUGGCUGGGCUGUAGCUGUUCACACAGAAAGUACAGUGUUGUUCAUGAAAAUCCUCCAGCAGUCUCAUCCAGUGUAGAGAAUGAGAAUAUCCUGCGGACAACGGGGGAACGUUAUGAUGUUAUCUCUCCUGUCACUGUUCGCUUGCGUAACAAGCAGCGCAGACUCAGUGAGGAAGUGACGAAAAGGUUAUCCCUCCCUGCAGAUAUUCGUUUGCCAGAAAAUUUCUUAGCACGUCAGUCUUUGUCUCUGAGUCCUGAUGGUCAGCUCACUAGGCGGUCAAGAAGGAAAUCUUUGUCAGAGAUUGGGUUUGGUAAAAUUGAAUCCUACACAAAACUGGACAAACUAGGAGAGGGAACCUAUGCUACAGUGUUCAAAGGAAAAUCAAGGUUAACUGAUAAUUUGGUUGCAUUAAAGGAAAUUCGUCUUGAACAUGAAGAAGGGGCACCAUGUACAGCAAUCAGAGAAGUUUCCUUACUCAGAGACUUAAAACAUGCCAACAUUGUAACAUUACAUGAUAUUAUUCACACAGACAAGUCAUUGACUCUAGUCUUUGAAUAUUUAGAAAAAGAUCUCAAGCAGUAUAUGGAUGAUUGCGGGAAUAUAAUGAGCAUGACAAAUGUCAAGUUAUUUUUGUUUCAACUGCUCAGAGGCCUUGCUUACUGUCAUAAGAGGAGGGUAUUGCACAGAGACCUGAAACCUCAAAACCUGCUCAUCAAUGAGAGAGGGGAAUUGAAAUUAGCUGACUUUGGUCUAGCCCGAGCAAAAUCUAUACCGACCAAAACCUAUUCUAACGAAGUAGUGACAUUAUGGUAUCGCCCGCCUGAUGUUCUGCUAGGGUCAACAGAAUACUCCACACCCAUUGAUAUGUGGGGUGUUGGCUGUAUAUUUUACGAAAUGGCCUGUGGUAGGCCUUUGUUUCCUGGCUCUACUGUUGAUGAUGAGCUACAUCUUAUUUUUAAGACUCUGGGUUUACCCACUGAAGAGACUAUGCCAGGCAUCUCUAAGAAUGCAGAGUUUCUUGCUUAUGAAUUCCCCAAAUAUCAGGCAGACAGUCUUAUAACAAUAGCCCCAAGAUUAGAUUCUGAAGGCUUGGAAUUGUUAGGAAAAUAUUUAAAAUAUAACCCAGCCACUCGUAUAUCAGCUACAGAUGCCUUGAAACACACAUUCUUUGAUUCCUUAGGGCCAAAUGUUCAUAAACUUCCUGACACCGUUUCAAUCUUCACAAUCCCAGGAAUAUCACUCCAUAGGGACCCAGGGAUGAGAUCGUCCUCUUUAGCCAAUACAGGAAAACUAAGAAGACAAAGUAUGUUGUUUUGAUUAGACGACAGCUCUUAAAACUCUUCCAUUGUGAAAUUUCAAAAUUUAUAACCAAAAAAAAAAAAUUCUAAUCAAAUCCACUUGAACAGUUGAGAAAAAAGUUGAAUCAAAUCUUUGUGUACAUUAAACAAAUGGAUCUGUUGGAUUUAAAAAAACAAAUCAAAUGUUGCAUAUGGAUGAUCAUUUCUCCUAAGAUGAAGAAUCUCAGCCAGUACAUAAUCAUUUGAGAGUUGAUUAAAAAGUUUUGGCCAUAAAAUGAAUCAAUCUGGUUUUUUGGUUAUGGGCAUUUUUUUCUCACCAUGACUUGUGUGAAAUGUCUCAUGUAAUGAUUAUUUAUCGUUCAGCACUCAUUGAUUAAAGAAUAGAAUGCUCUAAUAAUAUAUUAGAAUACCAAUAAAUCAUUGACAACACAAAAUAAUUGCUGAUUCUUUCAAAAUUCUAAGAGAAUAGUGAUAUCGAUUAUAAAUAUUUACUUAAUGGCCAACAAUGAUUUUCCAACACAAAAGGAUUACCCAGACAUCUGAAAGCUACUUAAUCCAUCAAAAUAAACUUUUUUAUUAUGGCAACUCUAACAAAACCAAGUCCUGAUAGGUUGGCCAACAAGGAAGACUGAAGUAAAUGGUUGAUACAUCAAAAGGCACAACCUGGAUUUACCCAUCAUAAGGCUGGACUACAGUUAUCUAUUUCUCACUCUACAGUGAUUGAAUAUUUUACUGGUACUUAUAGAUUGUUUUUUUUGUAAAUGUUGAUUUUUAAAUGGUACAAUGUUACAUACCGGUAUAGGGAAGGAAAUGUAAUUAUGCUUUAUAGAAAUAAUGCAUUGCAAUGUUAUAAAAAAACGAAGAUUUAAAUUUUUAUUUAAACAAAGGGGUUAAAACCCUGCACCUGUACAUUUUCAUGUUGAUUGUCAAUACAAUUACAUCUUAUCUAUUUCUUAGAUAGUCUUACACUUGUUACUGAAGAUGUUAAGAUAUAUCGCAAUAAACAUCAUUUGUUUUGUUUCCGCUUUCAAACUCUGUCAUGUAUGUGCAUACAGCUGAAGCAAACUGGCUUAUUAUCACUAAGUUUGCAUUAUCAUUGCCUUCAAAAUUCAUCAUAGAAAUGGAUUUAAAUAUUAUGGUCACAAAUGAAAUAAUUCACUUUAGUAUUUUUUCUCUGCUCAACAAAGAAAACUUCCAAAUGUUAAUGAUGUCAAUCAAAGUAUUAGAAGCACAUUAGUCAAGCAGUUUCAUGUCUGUCAUAUCUCUUAACCACUUGUUGUUCAUGUGUGAUUGAUGUAUCCACUCUCACCUCCACUGUCAGUGAAUACAUUGUCACUUAUUAUCCUCUUUAGUUAUGUGUAGUUGUGGGACAGGAAAGAUAACUGCAGCAUGAAUAACUGGUAAAGGGUGGAUAACUGUAGUUAUGGGACAGGGUUAAUUAUUGUACCGUAACUUUAGAUCUGGGUCAUAACUGCAAGUGCUGUACAUAUGUCGGAGUGUGGCUGCUUUGUUGGACUGGUGUACAACUGAGGGGUGGGGAUGUUUGUUUCUAGUUGUGACAUGAUUUGGAAUGUUGGUAAAUAUUUAUACAAGGAAAUAAAGCACAUAAAAAUGUCUUUCUGAACUAUGUGGAUCAGUAUUUAACUGUCAUUGGUGCACUAACGUCAAUUAGCCUUUAGAAGUCAAACACUACUCAAGGCAAAAAUUUAUUAAAUUUGUGUUGCAAAUUUUUCUUUACAUCAAUAACAAAAAGCAUUACUUUAAUUUUUUUGGUAUUAAAUUCUUAGUUACUAACCAGUAGAGAAUCUUACAGAAAAAUAUUGCUAAAAGAUAUAUUUACAAAAAUGUACAUAAAUUUAGUUUUAUGUUUUGUCUUCAUUUUUGUUUAGUUUAGAUUAUAAAAGAUCACAUGAUAGAAAAUAAUCUUUAUAAGUCAUCCUUAUGUUUGAUGUAUAUACAUGUAUAUCAUUUUGUUAACAUUCUUCCUAAUAUUUAUACAAAUGUUUUGUUCCUUUAUUUCUAUACACUCUAAUGAAUGUUUAACUCAUACACAAGCUCUUUUUACUUUUUAAUGAUUGGAGAAAUAUAUCUAGUCUCAGAGAGCAACGGUGAUUUGUAAACAGGCAGUAGCUUUAGCCAUACCAACCAAAAAUGUCACUAUGCUUACCACAAAGUAUUGUUGAAGUUAUGUCCAAUAAAUUGUGCCUCAUUCAAAUAUGAAUUACUGGUCAUAGAUAACAAACAAUUGUGUCUUUCAAGUAAUGUAUACAACAUUCUAUAAUGCAGGAUUUUUUUUUUAACCUUUAUUUAAAAUUAUAGAGAAAAGUACCAUCUAAACUCAAAAGUUUUUCAAAAAUAUAAGACUGAAUUUUAUCAUUUUCUUUUUUGAAGAUAGAAAAAAAAAAAUUAAUUUGACCUAAAUUAACUAUUCAGUUAGUAAUUUCCUUAUUGUAGCAAUUUUAAACAACAAGGUGUGGUUUUUUAUUGUGAAAACAAAUCUGUUCACACUGUUUGUUGUGUUUUUUUUUUGUACGAAGACUUAGAUUUAGUUGCUAUCUUAUAACAGUAUAAUUAUCUCUAUAAGUGAAAGCUAGCUGUGCAGUAAAAAACGUAAUUAUCAACAAUAUCAGAAAAACAUAACAACAGAAUCGCAGUGCCAUGAAUUGACUCCUAAGCUUGUAAUGUGGAACUUGCUGUAAGUAGAAAAUUCUGUAGUAGUAGGCGUUCAUGAGAUUUUGUUGAAUCAAAUUUUCAUUGUGCCAUAAAAUUAAACUGGUCUCAAAAACAAGUUUGUCACUUUUUU